This is a messenger RNA of Mugil cephalus (flathead mullet), 2108 nucleotides long. RefSeq lists its product as uncharacterized. The transcript has 12 exons. NCBI's taxonomy places the organism in Eukaryota, Metazoa, Chordata, Actinopteri, Mugiliformes, Mugilidae. The record is from RefSeq and is a predicted model, not a curated record. Bases 99 to 1250 code for a protein of 383 amino acids.
ACCUGCUCCACAGAGUCAGGAAGUAGUUACAGCAAAUUUCAUUCAUUGUAUACAAUUCAUGCUUAUGCCCUCAUAAUACUUAAUUAUUACAUUUCAAAAUGCGCAGAAGACCUGAAACUCAGUCGUCAAGAAGUGAACCUGCCAACGCUAAUAAAAAGGAUGCAGAUCAAAGACCUCACAGCCAGACUGAAGCUAAAGGCAGAGUGUCAUGCAGCUCUGUGCUCGUAAACAUUGGGAAGUGUUUACUUUUAAUCGUCAUCAUCCCUCCCUUCCUCAACUACGCGUCGCUGCAGAGAGAAGGACAGGUGCUCUUGCCCAAAGAUGGCCAGAUUAUUGAUGUCGGUUUGGGUCAGAAGAUGCAUCUUUUGUGUAAAGGAAAAGGAAAACCAGUUGUCAUACUGGACGCUCCGACUGGAAUGUCUUCCGACAUUUGGUUUCACGUCCAAGAGGAUGUUGCAACACUGACCAAGGUUUGUACUUAUGACAGAAUGGGACUGGGCUUCAGCAAGCGGCUUAUGCAGAAUGAGACGACAGGAACAGAAAAAGUUUGGAUGAUGUCAACAACUGGACGGAUGGUGGAUGAUCUGCACCGACUCCUGGAGGCUGCCGGGGUGGCAAAGCCCUUCAUCCUGGUGGGCUCUGAGCUCGGCGCGCUCAACGGCAGGUUCUACAGCCACAUUCAUGAUGUGCAAGUGUCCAACCUGGUGCUGAUUGAUCCCAUCCCAGAGGACGUUUUUGAAGAGGACCAGUGGAAGGAGUACUGGUAUGGCAUGGUGCUUCCGUCGUUCCAAGCCAUGCAGUUUUCAGCAGCUGCAGGACUGAGCCGCAUGCUGCUUAUCCUGGGGGCGAUGGAACCGACCAUUGUGGGCGAAAAUGUCUUGGAGGAUGUCGUCCAGCGCCAGAAAUACCUACUAAGUAAUCCUUCCCACCAGAGCAGUGCUGUAGACGAGCAUUACUUUAUGAAUGAAAGUGCAGCUCAAGUAAGGGACAUCACAAAGUAUAAGCCCCUCUCCAGCAGGACGUCGGUGAGCGUGAUCACUGGCGAUUUGUUCGACGAGCAGAUGCCGGAACACCUAAACCAAAUGGUAGCUAAGCUUCAAAAGAGGUUCCUGAAGGAAUCCUAUCCAUCAGCCAAUCACAUUCACAUAAAAGGAGCAGACCGGCGAAUGAUCUACAAGAAGCCAUCUGCCAUCAGCCAGCACCUGAGAAAGCUAGUCCACCAGCAACAAGCCAAACCGCAGAGCGAGUGACCCGUGGCCAAAAUCAAUCUGCAGAGAUUGUCUACAUGUCUGCUAAGGUUCAUCAGGAAGUCAAUUUCAGAACCUAUUUUUGUACAGCUCUGCUUUAUUGGACACUUUUUAAUUGAAGAAAACUGGAGGGUAUUCGGUGUGAUGAAAUAUUUUCUUAGAUUCAUCUUAUCUCGCAAGUUGUUAUUUCAGGCUCUUCACCUGAUUGGACAGUGUCCAAAAUUAAUACAUUAUUCCUUAUCAAUGUAAAGGCCACACACACACACACACACACACACACACACACACACACACACACACACACACACACACACACACACACACACACACACCAUUGCUCAACCCCCUUUUUUUUUUAAUCUGGUGUAGUUCAGUCUUAAUAUGCUGCCAUGUUAUAGCCACAAGGAAAGGUAUCUUCAGUUCCUCAAUUUUUCUACAGACCUCUAUUUCUUUUACCAUUAAGGGCUGCAUACAGAUGAACAUUUUUGAGAAUUAUUUCAUACAGUUAGUAUAGCAUGUUUGUAACUGCACUGCUUAUCCUCAUGACCAAAUGAAAUGUUUCAAUGGGUAUACAGUAAUGAGGGAGUAAAAAAAAAGACCAGAGAGCAUAGAUUAUCCUGAGGAUUUAAGUUUAAUUAUGACACCACAUCAAAAUAAAAAUUUCCAACAGAUCUGGAAUUUAAUUCCAUCCAUAUACAUGCAUAGCAACAACGUUUUAAGAAACAUUUUCUCCCUUAAUCAGGACAUUGGAAUGAUCAUUUUACAUCAGUAUCCCCACUGACUUCCCACCCAUCUUGUUCGUCGGCAAUAAACGUAAUUCUUGUACAACUUAUUCUUUUUUUUUUUUUUCCCUAUGGGGUU